CACCGGAAGUAAUGUUGACAAGCGGCGGCUCCUGGCGUCAGUUGCUGCUGUCAGAUAUUUUCUAAACAUGUUCUGAAGUAUAUUUAACAUUUUUCUCUGUUUUGUUUGUUUUCAUGCUGCCUGAAUGCUCAAGUAAAGUAGCGUUAAUUCAACGACUUCCUGACGAAAAACGGAUAUUUAAGUGGAAGAUAAUAAUUGUGCAAUGUAAUGUCAAAAUAAUCAAUAAUUCAUGACGGAAACCGAGUGGACGCGAUAUGCAGAUUAUUUAUUCGUUUAGACGGUUUUCCAUCGAAAGAAGCAGACACCAGCACUGUUUAGGUGAUGUCAAAGCCAAGCGUCACCCUGGAGGACGAGGAGAAGAAGAGUUGCUCUGCUGGUGCAAACUCAGAGCAAGCAGAGAGUUCACCUAACUUGAACUGCAAUGAUCCCCCACGCUCCAUACCCGAUCGAUUGAAUUUGGAGCCAUCCAUAAUCGCUACAGAGACAAGCCCCUCCCCGUCUAAUAAUGGAACAACCCUUCUGUCAUUGCCAUGGGAGAUAGUUACCCAGAUUGCCUCUCACCUCCCUGCUCAAUGUGUCAUUAAUGUGCUACCACAGGUAUGUCAGGCAUUGGGAAGGAUUGGCGAGGACCACCUGGUGUGGCAGCUUCGGGCUCACAAACUCUCCGGCCGACAGACCUCUUUUCCUGUAGGACCAAAGGAUGACUUUGAUUGGUCCAAGGCCUGUUUGGAGAUGGAACAGCUGAUUGGUUUAUGGACACCGCAAGAGGACCACACAGAUAGACAAGAACAGAGAGAAGUUCCUGAUGAUUUGGCACCAGGGGCAGCUGGUGAAGUGCAUGGUGAAGUACAAGCUGCCGGAGAGAAUCCGGCUGAGAUGCGGAUGGAUGUGGAAUUAUAUGGUGCUGCAGAAGUCGGGGACGGAAAUAUGCCAGUUAGUUCUCAGAAUGACCCUCAGGGGAUGGAAGCUGACCCUACAACAUUCUCUAGCUCUUCUUCACCAUUGGAGCACAUCGUACUCCCUUCUGGCCACAUUGCAGAUGUGAAUUGUGUCCUGCUGCUGGGUGGAGAGGGGGCGCUGUGUGCCUCCGGCUCCCGGGACAGAAACGUGAACCUCUGGGAUCUUCAGCAGGGCUCCAGAGGCACGUUAGUGCGUACGCUAAGUGACAGUGGUUUUAUUAGCACACACAGGGGUUGGGUGUGGUGCCUGGCAUCGAGUGGACCACUGUUGGCAUCAGGAUCGCUUGACAGCACCAUCAGACUGUGGGAUCUUGCAGCGGGAGGGGCCGCGCGGGGUCUCAUUCGAUGCAAAGCUGCUGUAUUGUGUCUGUCCUGUGAGAGAGACACUGUGCUGGCUGGAUCACAUGAUCAGAAAUUAAGCAUCUAUGACACCCGAUCUGCAGAGCCAUUGGUCAAGAGUCUUCGUCUCCAUAGUGAUGCGGUGUUGUGCCUGGCAUCUGAUGACCAGUUUAUAUUAUCUGGCAGUAAAGAUCAAACCGUUGCUCUGUAUGACCGAAGGGCAGGAAAACUUCUGCAGAAAGUUAAGCUUAGCUCCUACCUACUGUCGAUGUCCUACAGCGGUCGAGAGGUGUGGGCCGGAGAUAACCGAGGACUCGUCCACACCCUUUCCUUGCACAACAACUCCCUGACACCCGUAUCCCAGUUCAACAUCCACAGCGCGAUGGUCACGGGCAUCCAUUAUUCUCCCGGUACUCUCUACACGUGCUCCUCUGACCGGACUGUCAAGGUCCACCUCCCAUGUUCCCCACCCAAAACACUGCGUACACUUCACCAUCAGGUGGGGGUAAACAGGUUGAGUGUUGAAGCAGAAACACUGGCUAUCGCUUCUGUUGACAUGAACGUUGAAGUUUGGAGGCCCAGAUGCUGAGUGACAGUGAACAUUGGACAGUGAUGUCAUACACAUGAUGUCACUACAUUAUUUUCUAUGCAUUAUACUUGGAAUUUUGUUUUUAUUUGAUGAAAUCUGACAUUCCGUUUCCAGAAUAAUGCUAAACAUAACAGUACCUUAUUACACAGGAACACCACAACUGUUUUAUUUUCAAGAUAGAGAUGGUUGAGUUUAGUUUGUGUGAUUACAAAAUCUUUACUUAAAGGAUUCAACAAUACUAUGACUGAAUUGUGUGACUGUUAACAAUAGACUGAAGAUACACAGUGACAAACUACAUACAUCUGAAGCACAUCUACAGUUGAAAAGAUUAAGUUAGUUUUUAAUUUGUGAAGAAUCUUUGUAAAAUAUGACGGUUCUCUUCUGUCGAAGUUAAUAUUACUUAAAUUGCA
This is a messenger RNA of Triplophysa rosa, 2297 nucleotides long. RefSeq names its product F-box and WD repeat domain containing 9 (gene fbxw9). The coding region runs from base 322 to 1887 and encodes 521 amino acids. Gene Ontology annotation, molecular function: protein binding. The transcript is spliced from 8 exons. The record is from RefSeq and is a predicted model, not a curated record. Lineage: Eukaryota; Metazoa; Chordata; Actinopteri; Cypriniformes; Nemacheilidae.